Messenger RNA from Ananas comosus (pineapple), 1326 nucleotides. Its product is annotated as stromal cell-derived factor 2-like protein. Lineage: Eukaryota; Viridiplantae; Streptophyta; Magnoliopsida; Poales; Bromeliaceae. The transcript is spliced from 6 exons. The record is from RefSeq and is a predicted model, not a curated record. The annotation marks the transcript as partial.
CUUACGCUCACCGGCCCAGUGCGUGCACGCGCCAAUCUCACCGCUCUGGAGAGCCGAGCAACGAACGGCGCCGCCGUGGCUCCGCCGGGCCCCGAGGGGCUCUCUCGCCGGAAGGUCCCCUCCUCCUCCGCCGAAACCCUAAACCUAGCCCGCGACCGAAACCCUAGCCGCCGCUCCCGCCGCCGCUCCGACCCCGAUAUCCCCUUCUGGCAAAGCUACUGGUUCCUCGCGCUCCUCCUCCUCGUGGCCUUCGGCUUCCUCGCCAUCUCCGUCUCCCUCUUCCUCGGCCUCGACCUCCCCGACUCCUCCCCCUCCCCUGACCCUGACUCCGCCGUCCCCGACGCCGAUGAGGGCGUCGAGAUUACGUAUGGAUCCGUGAUCAAGUUGAUGCACGAGAGGACCAAAUUUCGAUUGCAUUCGCACGAGGUGCCCUACGGAUCGGGCAGCGGACAACAGUCGGUUACCGGAUUUCCCAAUGUUGAUGACUCUAACAGCUACUGGAUUGUGAGGCCUCGACCUGAUUCAUCUGCAAAACAAGGUGAUCCAAUACCAAACGGAACAAUUAUAAGGUUACAACACAUGAGGACUCGAAAAUGGCUUCAUAGCCACUUGCAUCCAUCCCCUAUAACCGGCAACCUGGAGGUCAGCUGCUUUGGAGGUGAUAGUCAGUCAGAUACUGGAGAUUUUUGGCAGCUUGAGAUAGUGGGCGCUAGGAAAAUAUGGAGACAAGACCAAAGAAUAAGACUUCGCCACAUUGAUACCGGUGGUUAUCUCCACACUCAUAAUAAGAAAUACACGCGCAUAGCAGGAGGGCAGCAAGAGGUUUGUGGUGUUGGUGACAAGCUGCCCGACAACGUAUGGCUGGCGGCUGAAGGCGUCUAUCUUCCGGCGAAUGGAAAUAAGUAAAUUGCUCCGUCUUGUCGCAAAGUACAUACUGUUGAUUUGGUGGGACAACCAAACUCCGCUGUAGAGGGUUUUUGCAUCAGAUCGAUCAUACGGUGUACCAACUUUGGAGUCCUUUUCGCGCAGUUCUUUUGGGAGUAGCAAAUUAAGAGCUCUUUAAUAUAUAUAUAUAGUUUCCUACGCUAAUUUGGGCCUCAAUUUUUUUCCCCCCUUCUCUCUUUAGAUGUAAUGAGAUACUGUGACAUCUAUACAUCUCGAUAGACACCGAAACUAAUGCUAGUGUGUUAGUUCCAAUAUCCAUAUCCUGGCACAUGUCUACCUUUUGAACUGGUUGAUUGCUCAAUUCUUGUAGACACUUUCCUUUUUCUUUUCUCUUUCAUAUGCAUAAUAUAUAUAUAUCUUUUAUAAUUGUAUACAAUGUAA